UUUCAUGUCACGUGAUUUCAACACGUGGACAUAUGGAGGAGAAUCGAAAAUGGACAACAUAAAAAUGGAGCCUGAAGAAAAUGGAAACAGUCAGUACUUUUAUCCCACACAGCUGGCCCUGGCGGACGUGAAGCCACCAAUCAAUAACGAGUCAUUUACAAAUGCAGAGUCAUCCUCACCCCCUCCACCUCCGCCCUCUGAAAGAGAAGAGAAAGAGUCGAGGAGACGAUCUCGCUCUCCUCACAAGAGCAGUCGUCGGCACAGAUCACGAUCAAGAGAAAGACGAAGAUCGAGAAGCCGAUCACGCGAUAGGGACAGGGAUAGAGAUAGAGACAGGAGGAGACGAUCAUCAAGAGAGAGGAGGGACAAAGAUAGGAGGAGGAGCAGUAAAAGAUCUAGAUCAAGAUCACGUGACAGAGACAGGGAUAGAGAUAGAGAUGACCGGAAGCAGAAAAGCCGACGGAGAAAUCCCUCACAAUGGUGGGACAUACCUCCGAGAGGUUUUGAACAUAUAUCUCCCCUCCAGUUCAAAGCAAUGCAAGCUGCUGGUCAAGUCCCUACUGUUGGCAUACCACCUCCUGCUCUUGGUGAAGCCACUACUCCACUACCUAUCCCUCCUCCUCCUCAACCUGCUGCCAGUCAACUAACAAGACAAGCAAGGAGACUAUACAUUGGAAAUAUCCCGUUUGGCAUUGCAGAGGAGGUGAUGGUUAAUUUCUUUAAUGAGAAGAUGUUGGAGGCUAAACUCUGCUCUGCCCCUGGUAUACCUGUAUUAGCGGUUCAGAUUAAUAUGGACAAGAAUUUUGCAUUCAUUGAGUUUCGUUCAGUAGAAGAGACAACUAAUGCAAUGGCGUUUGAUGGUAUAGUAUUGCAAGGACAGUCACUGAAGAUAAGACGACCUAAAGACUAUGCACCAAUACCUGGAGUUGACAUAAUGCCCAAGCAUGUUCCUGGUGUUAUAUCAACUGUUGUUCCUGAUGGACCUCAUAAAGUUUUCUGUGGUGGACUACCGACUUAUCUCAGUGAUGAUCAGGUGAAGGAAUUGCUCUCGUCUUUCGGUGAUCUUAAAGCUUUUAAUUUAGUGAAGGACAGUGGGACCUCGUUCUCUAAAGGCUACUGCUUCUUUGAGUAUUUGGAUACUGACGUCACUGAUGGGGCAAUCCAGGGACUAAAUGGCAUGGCAUUAGGUGACAAGAAGCUAGUUGUCCAGAGAGCAAGUGUUGGAGCUAAAGUUAUGGAAGAAUAUGACAUUUCGACUGACAUUACAUCGAUGGCGAUGCCCAUUAGUAUACCUGGGCUUCAAAUGCCCAGUACAGCUCAGACUGCAACCACUGUUCUCUGUUUAAUGAACAUGACCACUGAAGAAGAACUUAGAGAUGAUGACGAAUAUGAAGGUAUAUUGGAAGACGUGAGGGAGGAGUGUUCAAAUUAUGGUCAAGUGUUGAGUGUAGCUGCUCCAAGACCAGUAGAAGGAACGCUAGUACCAGGACUAGGAAAGAUAUUUGUUGAGUUUGCUGCUACUGAUCAGUGCCAGAGGGCUCAGACGGCCCUUGCUGGUCGCAAGUUUGCGAAUCGCGUGGUAGUUACUUCUUUCUUUGAUCUUGAGAAGUACAGACAGAAGAACUUUGCUGCUCAAUGAAGAGAAUAGUUUUGUAGGAUACUAAUAUUAGCAUUUGUAGCUUUAUGCCUGGAACAUGCACACACUACAGUACAUAUGUUUUAUUGUAAUAUUGUUUUGUCUAAUAAAAUUGUUCACUAAAGUCGGACGCUUCCU
Amphimedon queenslandica is the source of this 1774-nucleotide messenger RNA. RefSeq names its product splicing factor U2AF 50 kDa subunit-like. Gene Ontology annotation, biological process: mRNA processing. The record is from RefSeq and is a predicted model, not a curated record. The transcript is spliced from 12 exons. Gene Ontology annotation, molecular function: RNA binding. Bases 5 to 1639 code for a protein of 544 amino acids. Gene Ontology annotation, cellular component: nucleus. Lineage: Eukaryota; Metazoa; Porifera; Demospongiae; Haplosclerida; Niphatidae.